AUGGCAGUGAUCUAUAAUAGGAAGAAUUCUUCUGCAGCUGAUCCAGCGGAGUUGAACACAGCGGAUCAAUAUCCGCUGCUACAUCCGCUGAAAGAUCUGUUGCCAGUUCUGAUCGAUGGGGAUAGGCAUGAAGGCCAAUCAUUCCGGUUAUCUGAGUUUCCCUCGACAAUGCCGGAGAUGUUCUCAGAUGCUCUUAGAUCGGGGGUUGAGAAGUACGGAAGUGACAGAGAAGUCAACCUUGUUUGCCAAGGGACUAAACUAUCUGCUCUAUCUGAUACUGAACUAGAUGCCGCAAAGCCCCAACUCUGGCUCAAGAAAAGAAGGGGGGAGGUGGAAGCUCGACUAGGAAGGUUUGGAGGGAAAGAUGAUAAUAGAUCGACUUAG
Molecule: messenger RNA, 384 nt
Organism: Lathyrus sativus (Indian pea)
Lineage: Eukaryota; Viridiplantae; Streptophyta; Magnoliopsida; Fabales; Fabaceae
Source: the annotation of a GenBank genome assembly